AUGUUUUCAAGUGAGCAGGAUAAAAUAAAACAUUGCAGGCUUUCUGUGCUGAAUCGCCGCUAUCGAAAGCAAUUAUUGGCUGCCAUAACAGUUCAAUUUAUAGCAUUUGUUCAUGGCAUAGCAGUUGGUUGGACCUCGCCGACGCUGCGCCACCUGCAGUCCGACAAUUCACCCACAAAUUUCGUUGUAUCAGUUGAGCAGGUCUCCUGGAUCGGUUCACUAUUCGGUUUAGGCUCACUCACUGGGAAUAUCGUAUUUGGUUUCCUAUUAAAUAGAAUUGGACGAAAAUGGUGCAUGUACUUAAUAGUUAUGCCAAAUAUGACCGCUUGGAUUUUAAUAUUUUUCUCUAAAUCAUACAUUUAUCUGUAUGUGGCCAGAUUUCUAACAGGAACGACUGGUGGUGGAAUGUUUGUAGUUGUGCCGAUUUUUAUUAGUGAAAUUUCUGAUGCAAGUAUACAUGGAGCUUUAUCAUCGAUGGCAAUGUUGUUUUUAAGUUUUGGCAUAAUGCUGGGCUUUAUAUUUUCCUCACAUCUGGAUUAUUAUCUAAAUCCCUGUCUUAUUAUUAUAUUUCCCAUCAUCUAUUUGGUAGCUGUAACACAAUUUCCGGAAACACCACAAUAUUUACUAAGAAAACAACAAAUAGAUAAAGCUCGUGAAGCUUUUAAGUUUUACAAGAAUAUAAAAAAGCUCGAGAACAUUGAAGCAACAUCGGAUGAACAACAGCAGUUAAAUGCAAAUGCUGAAUUUGAGCAACUUGAACACAAUUUAAUAUCAAUUAAUAGUAAAUCGGAGAAAUUAACAUUACAAGACUUUGUCAAUUGUAAUUCCCUUAAAGCAUUUUUCACCGCCUUUAUGCUGAUGGCAUUAAAUCAACUUUCUGGUAGUUUUGCUUUCCUCAACUACAUGUCGGAAAUAUUUGCUCAAGCCGGUACAGUUAUGCAUCCCAAUACCUGCACCAUUAUUAUGGGUGUAGCUCAGAUAACGGGUACUUUUAUCAGCGUGAUAUUGGUGGAUCAUUAUGGUCGAAAGCUGUUAAUGUUGGUGUCAUCGAGUGGCAUGGCUGUGGGUCUUAUAGGCUUUGGACUUUAUAUACAAUAUACCUCUGUAGAAUUGAAAUUGUCAUUUAGUUGGUUGCCCUUAGUUAUCAUGACAUUCAUUAUUUUAAUUGCCAGCGUAGGCGUGACAUGUCUGGUAUUUACUAUUAUAGUAGAAACUUUACCCACCAAGAUACGUGCCCCCGCCACCACUAUAUGCAUGGCCUCUAUGAGUUCAAUGGUUUUUGUUUCCCUGAAAAUAUUUCCAAUUUUAUUGAAAAGUUAUGGCUUAGCCACUGUUUUAUAUUGCUGCGGCAGUGUCUGCAUUUUAGGUUGGUUCUAUCUCUUGCAGUUUUUAAUGGAAACUAAAGGAAAAUCCAUGCAUAAUAUUAAAAUGGAACUUAAUCGCCAGCGGAAGAGUGAUAAUGAUGCCGCCGUUAGAUAA
Calliphora vicina (urban bluebottle blowfly) is the source of this 1479-nucleotide messenger RNA. Its product is annotated as facilitated trehalose transporter Tret1-like. Gene Ontology annotation, biological process: carbohydrate transport; transmembrane transport. Bases 1 to 1479 code for a protein of 492 amino acids. NCBI's taxonomy places the organism in Eukaryota, Metazoa, Arthropoda, Insecta, Diptera, Calliphoridae. The transcript has 8 exons. The record is from RefSeq and is a predicted model, not a curated record. Gene Ontology annotation, molecular function: sugar transmembrane transporter activity. Gene Ontology annotation, cellular component: membrane.